Messenger RNA from Dermacentor albipictus, 1044 nucleotides. Lineage: Eukaryota; Metazoa; Arthropoda; Arachnida; Ixodida; Ixodidae. The record is from RefSeq and is a predicted model, not a curated record.
AACGAAGAGAACUGGUACAUGCCAAACUUGCUUCGUUUCGCUGCUGUGUUUGUCGUCGAAUUAGUGGACUGCAGCUACGCUAUUUUAGGCUUGGGCGCCACAUUUCACACCCAGUCACUGCGCUAGCUCGGCCCCAUCGAAACUCUCUUCUCUUCUGCGUGCUUCUCGCUUCUCAUCAGUCAUUUGGCCAAGGAACACCUUUAACGGGCUUUACCGUCGUCACUCCGUCGCCAUGGCAGCCCAGGAGCCAGCAUCAAACGUCGCAGACAAAAAGAAAAACACUGCGAGCGGCAUCUCCGGGCGUCCAGGCACAGAACCUCCGAGUGCCGGCGAGCUGAUUACCGUACCUCCCACUGAUGAGCACGUAAUCAAAGCGGCUGGCGUCGACAGGCCUCCCGUAUCCGAAGCAGCGUUCGUGAAGUCAUACGUUGGCGGGUCUGUCGCCAUAGAGCCUCUGUUCAUCAGCGGGCCUACAACGGACGCGCCGCCGUUUCGUAUGCCACAGUCAACCCAGAGGCCGGAAAAAGACUUCGAUUUGAUGUGCCUGUGCCUAGCUACCAUCCUCGGCUUCUUCGUGCUGGCAUUCUUCUUCAUCGUGUCUCGCUACUUCUACCCAGCCGCAACUGUGGCUGGCCUUCGUAGCUGCGGCGACGUCGUUGUCUGGGGCGUGGGCAGCAUGAAAGAAACCACCGCCGACGCCGGAUGCCGGAUGCCGACGCGGGAUUUUGUGCGACACGGGGCCCUUAACGCUUUCGCGUUAAGACACCCAUUCCCUUCUGGUCAUUUGAGAAGACAGCAAGAGCGCCUGGGUGUAAUGUUAUCCUUCAGAAAUCCCCAUGAGUUACUUGAGCUGAGUGGCGGCCCUGCCAGCUGCUUUGUGUUAGGGCACCUCGUACCACGCUACUCUCUACAGGGUAGGGACACGUCCAGCAUCGCCGCCAUAUCAUAUGUGUCGGAGCACAUAACUGCGCGCUAUGACAAACACUGCAAAUUUAGGAUCUGGCUCCGUUGACUCUAUUAAAGUUACUUAUUUUUGUAGUUUUA